AAAAGAUCUAUUCUUUUCAUUUUCAUAUUUUGUUGAGGCUUUGUAUAUCGUAAGGAACCUUACAAAACUUCGCCUCUAGCGCCACCACGUUGUGAAAUUUAGGUAUUACAAACGAGACAAUUUAUAGUUAUAAACUUUUCACGACCAAUGUCCAGUGUGAUUUAUGACGGUCUGCUAGACAUAUAGUACAACUAUGUCCAUUACUAUGGAUAUAAAUUCUCAUUUUGUCACAGGUUUCCAAUGGACCUGCUUUGGGUACAGAUGAAUGUAAGGAAAUGUCCUCUGAGUGUAAACUGUUUUCCGAAUUUUUUUUUUGCCCUAAAAGUGUGUUUCUUUAUGGUAUUUUUGCAUGGAAGCUAAGUGGGUACACAGUGCUGUGUUUACAGCUCAACCGGAAGUCAUAAUAAACCAGACGUACUUGACGGCGGAGGUGUCGGGUGAAGGGGGGUCAUAAAUCGAGACUCCUUUACUGUAUUUGCAUACAGUAUUGCUGCAUAGCCCAAAGACAACAUGACCCAGCGGUGGGUUCUCCUUACCCGGUUGUAAAAAGGUCGGGCAAUUUGGGGGGAACAGAAGCCUUUUUUGUCGACAGGUUUUCCCGCUCGCAGUGGUCAACGUCCAGACAGCCGGCGGCAACUGUCCGUCCACCGCCGCCGAGGGGCUCUAGGGAACCAGACUGAGUUAGCGGCGUUAGCUUAGCCGAAUUAGUCUUCCGGCAAGUCAUCUUGAAGCUUUUGGUCUGCAGCCUGCUAAUAGCCGCUUAACCACUGCGGCACGGCUACUGUAUGUAGGAGGUCCAAGCAGAGCGGAAGUCUUUGCCGAGCGGAGCCAUGCGACACUGGUGUGUCCCCGCUGCGACCCGAAGCACGGAGCCACUCCCGGGGCGCCUCUCCGUGUCGCCCCCUCCAUCAGAUGUCAGAACGGAGUGCUGCGGGGUGGAGCCACGCUACACCAUCGAGCAGAUCGACCUCCUGCAGCGUCUGCGCCUCUCCGGCAUGACCAAACCCCAGAUCGUCCAUGCCUUGGAGUCUCUGGAGAGGCUCGACCCGGACCAGCGCCCGCCUCACUGUGACUCCCACCCGGCCCCUUCCAAUAACAACAACGGCAACAAUACACUCGCCACUGCCUCCGCCCCGGCGCCGUCCUCUUCGUCGUCCACCUCCUCUCUCUCCCUCACCUCGGCCACCACGCAGACCUCGGGGCUAGACGGUGCCGCGCUGUCCCCAAGCAACAGCUUUGAGGCCUCACCUCCUCCCCUGUACCCCACCAGCGUGGCUGUGCAGCGCUCGUUCAGCUACGACAUGGUCGGGGAGGAGGAGUGGGACCUGGAAGAGAAGGUGGAGGAAUACAUGAGGAGGGACAGCAACCUAGUAAAAGAGGAGAUCAAAACCUUCCUCAACAACCGACGGAUCUCUCAGGCAAUUGUGGGACAAGUUACAGGUAUUAGUCAGAGUUACAUCUCGCAGUGGUUGCUGCAGCAGGGCCUGGAGAUGAGCGACUCCAAACGCAGAGCUUUUUACCGCUGGUAUCUGCUGGAGAGAAAUAACCCAGGGCUGAGGUGGAACGAAAGCCAGCACAGCGUGAGCCCCAGGGCCAGGGGAGGGGACAGAGACGGGCUGGCGGCGGGGGCAAGUGGCUGCCUCCCCAACCCCAACACCAACCUCAACCCAAACUCCAACCCCGUGUGGAGCAGGCAGAGAGAGCUGCUGAUGCACUUGUUGCCGUGGUACACUGCCGCCGCCACCGCAGCCCAGCCAGGCGCAACUUUAUCGAUGCGGUCAAUGGUGAAGGAGGAACCUGACUGGCGGACGGGUAUCAUGGCUGACAGGCCGGCGAUAGUCGGGGCGCCCCUGAGGUUGCGUCGAGGAAGCCGCUUCACCUGGAGGAAGGAGUGCCAGUCCAUCAUGGAGAGCUUUUUUGUGGAGAACCAGUACCCCGAUGAGGCAAAGCGGGAGGAGAUCGCCAACGCCUGCAACUCGGUCAUCCAGAAACCAGGUUGCAAACUGUCUGAGUUUGAGCGUGUGACGGCAUUAAAGGUGUACAACUGGUUCGCUAACCGCCGCAAGGAGAUGAAGCGGCGAGCCAAUAUCGAAGCUGCCAUUUUGGAAAGCCACGGCAUUGAGGUCCCGAGUCCAAGCUGCCACUCCAACGGCGAAGAGGCGGAGAUGCAAGAGUUCACCGAUCAGGUCAAUCAACGUUUCUCAGAGCAGGAAGAGGCAUCCACCCAAAGAAUGGUGGAGCAACAAGACUCCUCCGUGAAGGCCGCUCCUGAGGCCCUCCCCAGCUCCGCCAUACAAGUGGCGGAACAGAAAGACAAGGAUCCAAAAAGGGAAACUGUGGAUGAAGAGUGACCAAAAAGCUGGUGAUGUCGAUUGAGUUUUAAUCUAAAUACUUAAAAAAAAAAAAAAGUGGGGGUCUACCUCCUCGGGGGCGGCUGAUGAGACAUUUGGGUUCUGAAGUUGACUCGAGGUGCCUCUGGCGGGAAAGAGGCUGCCAUAUUUAUCGAAAGUUAUUCUGCUUAUGUUAACAGCAAUAUAGUAUACAGUACAUAUAUAAAUAUAUACAUCUAUAUAUAAAUAUAAAGCUAUAUCAAGAAGUAGUGCAUUCCAAGGUGGUAUUAACAAGCCUAAAUUCCUUAGAAUUAUCUAAAGGAUACCUCACCCAUUUAAUCGUUUUGAUUGAGUAUUAUUUUUUUCCCGCCUCAUGCUUUUAUUUUAAUGCUGAAUGGUGAUGAAGUGCCUGCAGGUCAGGUCUGAGAGACGCUUUCAACGAUCUCGUCUGCAUGGAUAUGAAUGUGCCUGUUUUUUGUUUUUUUGUUUUGUUUUUUUUUCCUCUCUCUUUUCUCUGGUGCUGUCGUCCGACCUCUAAGAGUCGAUUGAUCAAAUCAUUUGGCCAAUGUUGGAAUUUGCAAAGCCCUGAGGGACACCUGGAAUCUCAGGAAAUCCAACGAUGGUGGCUCAAGAUAGUGAAGAAGUGCACCAGAUGUGCGCGUGCGUGUGCGUGUGUGUGUGUGGGAGUGUGCGUGUGUGUGUGUAAGCUUCAAGAGAUUUUCUUGCAUCAUAUCCGCGCUCACUCCAAACAGGAUGUUCUAUUUAUACCUUUUUUUUUAUUAGUAGAACAAAGCGAGGACUAUCCAUCAUGUCUUUGUUCAACUCGAUGCUGCUCUCGUUGCUCUUUUUUUCCCCCUCAUCUAACCUCAUUUUCCAAGCCUGUAAAGCUUCUCUCCACCAAAACAAACGUCGGUGUGAUUGAAAAUCACAACGCCGUCUUCUUCCCUCCUUAUUGGAAUAAGCUAAAAGCUUUUGCUCGCGUACUGCACUUCAAAAGUGGAUCUCACUCUAAUCGUAAUCAUCACACUUGUGUACAUAAUAACCCAGAGAAGAUAAUCAUGUUUGUGGGUGUUUUUCUUCAAACUAACGACAUUACCAGAAAUAUACUGUAGAGUUGUCAAACUUGAAACAUAACGAGACUUCAACUGUGUCGAAGUCGCUCCCGAAAUGUUCAUCAAAUGGACAUUUGUGCUUGUAUUACCUACCGUAUUUCCUCAAAUAGUGGCCGUCCAUCUGCGUCGUCUGCUUCAAAAUGAAUUGACAAACAAAUGUCUGCCUUUUCCCACCAGGAGGGGAAAAAAAAAAAACGGGUCAUAACUGCAAAUACCUCAGAUCUUACACAGACAUGAAAGAGUUCACGCUUUCGCUCCCCAAAACAGCAGCAUCUACCAGGGGAAACAGUCUCUCAGCUCAAGAAGGAAAUUUGGGGUGACUUUAACAUAUUUCCUCAAAUAGUGGCCGUCCAUCAAAUAAAUUGUGCCCAAUUACUCACCGUGGCAUCAUCCACAAAUAAAUGCUCGCCUCAAAUCGGUGCCCUCGUUUUCCCAUUCGGAAAAAUAAAUGGGUGGUAACUGUUCUUACCUCAGUUCACGGAUGCUGUUGUUCACACAUGCACAAAAGAGUUCCCAGCUGAACACAUUUGGACAAGCGUUAUUAACCAAAAUGAUCACACCUACCAAGGCGUGUCAACAUGACAGCUGAAAGAAAUUUACGACAACACGUUACCGUCUUUCUGUGCUCUAUCCACCGUUGCGUUGUCAAAUCAACACCUCUGUCAAAUAAGACACCUGUAAUUACCUCAGUUCACAGAUGCUAUUGUUCACAUUAGCCAACUGCUGAGCCAAUUCCAAGUCUGUUGCCAACCAAAACAGCAGCACCAAGCCAGGAACGUAAAUACUCCCUCACGUGAGUAGCUUUGCGUCUGGCCAAGUUCCCUUGGCAGUAUUAAAGAGCUGGUCGCACCACAGCGUUGCGCAUCCCGAUGUUCCAGGAAGCUACAGACAGGACUUGACCGCUUUUUGUCUAGCUUGAUAAUAAUCAUACGACCAAAAUAUCGAUGGGUAUAAUUCCAAAAAAUGUGUACAACUACAGGCCUCACCCGCAUCUGCAGUUGAGUCGCCACUAUUUGCGGAACUACAGCUCAUGUUUCUGAAAUCGCGUUAGCUCGCGAUGCCAAAGCCGGUCCAGGUGGUGUCGAGUACAACACCAGCCAACGUUCUUUCAAAGGAAUCCAUGCGCUACAAGCCAAUGGCAGCCAUUGUUGUGACCGUUCACGAUACGGUGUCUUGUAGCAUUCCUUGUCAGUGGGGGGAGUGGGGGGGGUUGGUCCGUCCUCCAAAGGCAAACCUCCAAAACGGAAUAUUCUAAUACUUAUUAUGCUCCUUGCUAUCUGCUUUGAUCUGACAGCAAGCCACAAUAAAAAGUAUUGUUAACGAUGGC
Hippocampus comes (tiger tail seahorse) is the source of this 4769-nucleotide messenger RNA. RefSeq names its product homeobox-containing protein 1. Gene Ontology annotation, cellular component: nucleus. Bases 831 to 2351 code for a protein of 506 amino acids. Lineage: Eukaryota; Metazoa; Chordata; Actinopteri; Syngnathiformes; Syngnathidae. Gene Ontology annotation, biological process: positive regulation of DNA-templated transcription. The record is from RefSeq and is a predicted model, not a curated record. Gene Ontology annotation, molecular function: double-stranded telomeric DNA binding. The transcript is spliced from 11 exons.